UAAGCACCCUCUGUACCGGCCUAGUCGAAUGGAGGACUCAAAUUACGAUCCGGUGUCGCUGAACGCGCCCUCAGGGCCUGCGGCGGGAGAGGAGGAUCGGACAGACGUCGGCGUCGCCUCGCGGGUGUCCCAAAUGGGUCUGUGCCAUGUGUUCCCUUUCCUCAGCGCCGGAAUCUACGUGUUUGACAUUGCUACAGAUAUCGCGUUCAUCGUCAUGUUGUUCCAGCACGCCCGCGAGUGGGGUGUCGUGCAUGCAGGUCUCAACCUCAACGCAUGGGCGGGCAUCCUCAUCAUACUCCGGAUUGCUGGCGGCAUUUUGGCCAAUCUUUGUGCCACUUUGGAAAGGAUCGAUGCUGAAAAACUCGAUCACCUGACGAAGUUGGCGCUCUUCCUGCUGUGUCUGCUGCCUGACCAUCAGCUCCUCACGGCCAUGUGGUGGCACCUGGGCAUGGCGGUCGGGCAAACCAGGUCAGUGUCCGUGAUGGAGUGGGCAGGAUUUACGCGGCUACUGCACGGCAUGGUGGUGACAGUGCCGCAAGCCAUAUUCCAGACAUACUACUUGGUCACUGUUCGCUUUUAUCUGCCAAGUGUGCCUGCGGUUUUGCCUAGUAUCAGCAUAACCGUGUCCGUGCUGAGCGCCGCACUGGGCUUCACCUUCCACGUUAUCUACAAGUAUUAUGACUCGCAGAGGGAUUACCCGGAUCCACUCAAAUCAACCCUGCUCGCUCUCGCCUCCUUCUUCAUUAUCGGCGGCCGCAGUCUCACCGUGGCCCUGGUAGCCUUCGCUUACUGGCCGUGGUUCAGCUUAAUGUGUCUCCUGCUGAUCUGGCUGUCGCUGCUGGUGGUGUGGACGGUGAAGGUGCAUUUGGCGGGCGGCAACCCCCGGGAGUCGCCCGGCGUGCGCUGCCUGAUGGCCGCCGUCGAAAUCCUCGUCUCGGCCGCGAGCUGGAAGUGGUACCUCACCUUGACUCUGUCCUUCAUCUUCCUCAGCGUCGCCUACUUCAUCCAGGGCUACACCCAGGCUUUCCAGGCAGUUCUGUUCGGCGUGGCCAUGUGCGCGCACCUGCUCGGCUUCCUCCUCCUGCUGGCCUCGAGGGGCGUCCACGAGAAGGCCUUCUAUGAGACGCUCCAGAUAAAGAGAGCAGCCGGGGACGAAUAGGCAAGCGCUCGCGAGACUAGCAUGCGGUGAUAUAAUGUAAAUUUAACCUUUCUUCUCUCUAUAUAUACUCUUACUCAUUCUCUUUCUUUCUCUUUCUUCUGAUGUAUAGAUGCAUAUCUUGUUCUGUUUGUGCCAUCGCCAAUGCGGUGUUUGACGGCGCCUUGAUGACAUCGUGUAGUUGUCUUUCUACUAGGGUGGUUGAUCCAUGAUCCCUCCCCAGCGGAGAGAUGCAUAUAUUUACAUUGCAUAU
Messenger RNA from Penaeus chinensis, 1409 nucleotides. RefSeq lists its product as uncharacterized. The record is from RefSeq and is a predicted model, not a curated record. Lineage: Eukaryota; Metazoa; Arthropoda; Malacostraca; Decapoda; Penaeidae. The transcript has 5 exons. Bases 29 to 1159 code for a protein of 376 amino acids. Gene Ontology annotation, cellular component: membrane.